Messenger RNA from Phytophthora infestans T30-4, 2626 nucleotides. RefSeq lists its product as uncharacterized. The transcript is spliced from 2 exons. The record is from RefSeq and is a predicted model, not a curated record. NCBI's taxonomy places the organism in Eukaryota, Oomycota, Peronosporomycetes, Peronosporales, Peronosporaceae. Bases 1 to 2475 code for a protein of 824 amino acids.
AUGGCGGACAUGAACCGCCGCAAGGGGGGCGUGCGCUCGCAGCAGAGCUACAUGCAGGCGACGUCCCAGCAACAUAAGGUGCCAGGCUUCCAUCCCAACCGUGGCGGAGGAUACCGCAGCGCCACUGCUGCACGUCCUGGAGCCCAGAAACCCUCCACGACUGGAGCUAAAAUGGGCAUCAAGAGCGGCAUGACGGUGGAAGAUCUCAAGCGACUCACACAGAAGAGAAUGCAGCAGUCCAAUCCAGCCACACCGACGGCCUCAGCGAGCGAGGGAUUCUCGUCCGCUAGACCAGCUACACCCAAGAUCAACAUGGCAGUGGUAAACGCCACCUCCACGCCCGCAGCGGCAGCUACCCCACCAGUUGUUCCCAAGACUGGCAUGUCAGUUCAGGAGCUCAAGCAGCUCACAGCGCUUCGUGUUGCGUCUCAGAGCGUCCCAGUACAUGCAAGCGAAGUGACGGGACUAGUGAGUAAGGCGGUGCUGAACAACGCAGCCAAGUCGCACUACCGUGACAAUCUACGCACCUCGCUCACACCAGGUAGUACACCCAAGCGCUCUCACCACACACGUAGCAGUAGCAGCACUCAGUUUGGCAGUGCGCAGUACAGUGGCUUUGGAAACGAUCUGAGUCGCAGUCACGGACCCAGCGAUCUGAGUCGCAGUCAUGGACCGUUAAACUCUGAAUCAGGCGACGUGUCAGUGCGUGGACAUCGCAGUCGCUCACGAAGCUCGCAACUCCCCAACGUUGACUCGUCUGUGAACGAUAUGCCCAUGCGCUACUCGUACACGAGUGGCCAGACACCGGAAGAUUAUUUCUCUGCUUACGACUUUGGAGGAGGCAACUCCACGUCGUCUCAGGAGACCGAUCCUGGACGUGGCAGUCUUGACGAUGGCGCCAGCUCCAGUCGCAACUCAUUGCUACAAUUCUCGGAAGAUUCGUUCCCUCCCCCGCCUCCAAUGGACGAGAGUGGCGGCUUUGUUUCUACUGCGUUGCCGUCCUGGUCUCCACCGCCGACUAGGAGCAAGAAACUCAACGCUUCAGCGAGUAGUGGCGCUACGUUUUACAAUCAGCAGACUUCAUAUUAUAAUAUCGCGUCCAAGGACGAGCCAGCCACGACAAGUGAGGUUGGAGCUGGUACCAGUCCAGCGCAGGACCAGAAUUCCGUACUGGCGCCGCCUCCUGGACUCACACGAAGGCCGUCGAUGACGGUGCCGUGGCAAGUGGCUGAAGCUGUGCUGAACACGCCGCAGACGAAUACUGGACGGAAGAAACUGGUGGAUCCAGAUGCUGACACCAGUUCAGGUGGACUAAACUCGUCUGCUGCUGAAGCUGCGGCCCAAUUAAUGGGACUUUCGCUACAGUCGUCUUCGCGUGGUCGUAAUUCCGGCAUCCCACCUCCUCCUCCGCCGUCUGCGGGCAUGCUGUCGAGUUCGCCGUCCACUUCUGGCGGCAUUCCGCUACCUGGAGGUGCCAACGCCGCACGACGUGGCAGUUUCGGUAAUGCUGCGGAGUUCUUCAAGUUCCGGCGACGUAGUAAAAGCCGUCUUGAACUCGCGCGUGAUUUGUCUUUUGGCGACAAUGGAGAGCUGGCUGGAUAUCCUAGUUAUGGUACAGCUGGAGCCAUGCCGGGUAUCGCUGAGCGUCACGGUGAUGCUGAAGACGAGAUCCACGAGGAUUCUGCCUCCGACGCGAGCGUCUCAACGUCUGCGAACGAUGAAUCCAGCUCGCAGGACUACACAGAUGAGGACGUUAUUCAAGUGACUGGCGGCUAUGACGAUAAGGCAGAAAUCUCGGGCAGUUUUGUGUCAUUUUACAAUGCUUCGCGACAGCAACAGAGCGGGCUUUCAACGCUGGCGAUUCCUCCGCCGCCGCCUCCACCUCCCAUGACUGAUGACGAUGAUGAUGCGUCGACUUCGUCGUCAACGAAGGCCAAUGGGCUGCCCAUGAUGUCUCCGAACGGUGCGCGACUUCGUAAGGUGGCGGAAUUGGCUCGACGCGGUAGUUUAAGCAGCGAAGACAAGACUCGGGCCAAGGAUGAAAUUAUUCAGAGCUCGUUGGGGAUCGGCGCGAACAAUGCUGCGCGUCUAUUAGCUACCAAGAAAGAAGAUCGAGGAGACCGUGUGCCAGCCACAGCUCCGUCCGUGACAGCACCUCCUGGAUUCCCUGGGAUGCCACGCUCGACACCCAAGGCCUCGACCAAGAAGAUGCUCGCACCUGGAUCUGGGAUCGUGCGGAGCUCCGCGACACCAUUUGGCACUUCUUCUGGUGCGACUCUCGUUGCCAGCAACGUGUCUCCAGGAUCGUCGAAUGCUUCACAGCCUCGAAGCAACAAUACAUUGGAGGAGCGUCUAGCUGCUGCAGCACAGAGAGUGGCUGAGUGUGUUGGAAAGGGAGAUAUGACAGGGUUCCAGCAAGCUAUGGACGAGUUAGACUGGCUUCGCAAUGAAGCCAGCAAACUUAUGCGCGGUUGAGUGAUGCUUAACGUGGAGUGUGAGGUGCGUGAAACAAGCGUUUAAGUAGAGAAAAACAAUCGAACGGUGUAGAUAUCGAGAGGUAAAACAGCUUUUUAGUCCUCGAUAGACAGCAGGUCUCUAGCCCCCCCCCCCUCAACAUAAACAAAGA